Messenger RNA from Onthophagus taurus, 2138 nucleotides. Its product is annotated as proton channel OtopLc. Gene Ontology annotation, molecular function: proton channel activity. The record is from RefSeq and is a predicted model, not a curated record. Gene Ontology annotation, cellular component: membrane. Lineage: Eukaryota; Metazoa; Arthropoda; Insecta; Coleoptera; Scarabaeidae. Gene Ontology annotation, biological process: proton transmembrane transport.
AUAGACGCAAAACAAUAUCCCAUUGGAUUUUUAGUAAAUCUUCGCUACAAUACCAGAUUGACUUUGUUCUUAGUUUUUUUUCUGAUGUUGGAACUUAAAGUGCGCGGAUAGUAGACUUUUUUUUUCUUGAGUGUUUCAAAUAAGUUUAUCAAAUGAGGGACCAUAGUGGUGAAAUUAUGGAUACCGUACAAGAAGAAGAUAGCAGUAGAGAAACAUCCCCAACCAGUUCUUUGAAUAGAAAAGAUUGUAUUCAAUCAUCUUUUAAUACACCCACAAUAAUUAUACAUCCAGUUGAUGAACCUGAAACAUCAAAAUGCACUUCAUCAACAUCCUCCAGAAGACCCUCCGCAAUUUUAGCAGCUUUAAGAAGACCAUCUCAAAGCUUAGUUUUAUCGGCUGCUCAUGCAAUAAUGAGCCACAAAAAACAGCAAACUCACAACGAACAAAAACCUUUCUCAAAUUCUCCGGAAUCUGAAACAAAAUUAAUCAAUAUAGUUAAUAAUAAUAAAAUUGGAGAUGAUGCGUUGACGACGAUUUUAUCAGCGUUCUAUGCAAAAUUAUUGGUAGUUUUGGGAAUUGCGUUUCCAAUAACAGAAAUUAUAUCAAAUCAAGUUGAACGUGGUUAUUACAAAGGAUUUUACAUGUAUUUGUAUAGCGGAAGUUUAAUUUUUAUGGUUUAUAUGUAUGCUACUGUUUACCGAAAAAAAGUGGUUCAAUCAAUUUUUACAUCACACGAUGAUGAUAAACAACAACCAUUUGAAAGACGAUCUUUAUAUCAUAAUGUUCAAAAUGCCGAAAAGAAAGUUAUUAGGUAUGGAAGCUUUUACUUACGUCUUGGAGCGAUUGGUUUUGGAAUAGGAAGUAUGGUUUUUACUGGUUUGGAAUUUGGAUACUAUUUUGAACAAAGAGGAACCACCAAUUGCAAUACCAACAUUUUAAACGCUAUCACACCUGCCAUACGAAUGAUAUUAACCAUUGUUCAAAUACAGUUUAUAUUUCUAAAUGGAAAGGAUAUCAACACAGCCAAACAUAGAAUUAUCUCCAGAUUUGGUCUUAUGCACAUGAUUGCCACAAAUUUAUGUGAAUGGUUAUAUGUUUUAAUCGAAGAAACUGAUCAUGAAAUCAUUCAUCUAAACGAUCACCACUUAUAUUUAAAUGGAUCCAGCCAUGUUAACCAAUCUCAUUGUAAAGCGAAAGUGAUGGGACCACUUAUGAUUAAUGCCAGUCCAUUUUUGUUCCCAUGCACCAUCGAAUAUAGUUUAAUAUGUGCAGUUAUUUUGUUUGAAAUGUGGAAAAAUGUUAAAACAGAGAAAAAAGAUGAAAGGCCUGUUGAAAUAACAAAGAGGCAUAGAGAAUCAUCUCAUGAUAAAUUGGUUCAAAUAUUUAAUUUUCAUAAUUGGACUGGAAAUUAUAAAAAAUCAGCUAAUCACUUUACAUUAGACUGUACAAAAUCCCAUAAAGGCUUAUUCGCAGGAAUUUUAGUUAUUGUAGUAACAAUAAUUUCAUUAACAAUGUUUUUCGUUUUGCGUGCUGAAAAAGGAACACCCGAAGAGGAGGCAUAUUUUAAAUCCAACGCACAACUUGAAGUAAAUAUUGUUGAAAUUCUUAUACACAUUGUAAGCACUGGAGCUGUUAUAGCAGCUAUGGUAAAAUUUAGAAAUUUGAAUUACGAAAAGAGAUCUGUGGAAAAUACGUUAAUGGGAAUGGACAACACUUUAUUAGUAGUAGCACAAACGGGAAUGUUUAUUUAUUGUAUGUUUUCGAUAAUCGGGAGCUAUUUUAGGAUUAAAGAAAGCACCCCAGCUGGACUUUUAGCUGAAAUGUUUUCUUUGAUUCAAACUUGUCUACAAACUUUAUUCGUUCUGGAUGGUUGGUUUAGAAGGUGUAGAACUUCGGAACAACAAAAACGCAAACCAGGAAGAGAAUUAAUCACGUUUUUAAUUGUUGCAAACAUGGCAAUGUGGGGGAUAAACGCUUUAGAGAAAAAUAGGGCAGAAUUUAGGACGGAUCAUUUGCAAUUUUAUGGAGAGUGGCCUUAUACAAUUAUUACACACAUUUCCAUGCCGUUAGCUAUAUUUUAUCGAUUCCAUUCCACGAUAUGUUUAUUUGAAAUUUGGAAAUCCGCUUACAAAUUUAAA